Esox lucius (northern pike) is the source of this 9646-nucleotide messenger RNA. It is a transcript of the gene obsl1b, whose product is annotated as obscurin like cytoskeletal adaptor 1b. The record is from RefSeq and is a predicted model, not a curated record. The coding region runs from base 505 to 9447 and encodes 2980 amino acids. Lineage: Eukaryota; Metazoa; Chordata; Actinopteri; Esociformes; Esocidae. The transcript is spliced from 35 exons. Gene Ontology annotation, molecular function: protein binding.
AACACCACAGAGAUUGGGGAACUGCUCUGGAGUGUAGAAAGUGGGCUGAGGAGAAAUACACACAUUUUGACUUUUUGGGAUGGUUAGGACACAAGCCUCUUAAGAUGGACAGAUGGAUCACUUGAAAACCGUGAAGUGAAGGCACCUCAUUGGUUUGUCAAAUUGGUUGUUUCAGACAAAGUACCAAAAACUGGAUUACAGUUGCUGUCUGGGGAAGAAUUACCAGUAAGUGACAUUACUUGGCAGUUUUGAGGCGGGGAUAUAGCCUCAGUGGCAUGAAAACGAGUGCCAGUGAGGAAUGUACAUUGAUGAUCGCUCCUUGGGACUGAAGAGAGUGUAUUGACAGGCCACAGCUUCGGGAAAAGAGAACAGGUAAAAAUGGUGACCAAAUAGAGUUUCACAGUACCUUGCACGGUAAAGACGUGGCCAGCCCAGCUCUGGUGUGGGAGCGACUGCAUGCUGUUGGCCUGCCGAGGGUGAGGUGAGGCUGGCAAACUAGCAGAGAUGGAUGUGUUCGGCGGUGCCCCGCGUUUCCUGGCAUAUCCUCGCACUGUGGUGGUGCAGAGUAGCACUGACGCAGUCCUCAAGUGUCAGAUUGGCGGGGACCCUAGGCCAGCGGUCAUCUGGGAGCGAAACAACAAACAGGUUCACCCGGAGGGACGCUACCGUCUCUUUGAGGAUGGAAAUGUCUACAAUCUCAUUAUUUCAUCUGUGACCAUAGAGGACAGUGGGCAGUACAUUUGUAAAGCCAAAAACAGCAUCGGGGAAACGUACGCUGCGGCCACUCUGAAGGUGGAGGGAGAGGCCCAAGAGAUUGAGCUCCGUGAGGAGAACAAGCCCCGUUUUCUAAUCAAGCCCCUUUCCACCCGGGUGGGUCGUGGUGAAGAUGCAGUCUUCUCCUGUAAGCUGUGGGGAAACCCAAGGCCAGAGGUGGUCUGGGAGAAGGACGGGAGGAAACUGAACGAGAUCUUUGAGAGUACACAUUUCAGUGUGGGCUACCAGGACGGGGGAUGGUUCCAGCUUAAGAUCUUUAAGACACGGGCACCCGAUGGAGGAGUGUACACAUGCAAGGCCAGAAAUGAGUUUGGAGCAGGGCUGGCAGGAGCAGUGUUACUCGUAGAUGCAGGCCCAGGUCACGAGGAGGAGGGAAGCCGCAAUGGUUACACCAACAGCCACUGGAAAGGCCAGCAAGGGAAACAAAGGAGUGGUAGGCAGGUGGUCACGCGUCUUAAGGAAAAUCUACCAACAAACCAACCCAAGCAAGUGAAAAUGUUUGCAGUGACAGAAGGCAAGCAUGCCAAAUUUCGCUGCUUUGUGACUGGGAAGCCCAAACCGGAAAUAAUAUGGAGAAAAGAUGGCAGACUGAUCAUGUCCGGAAGACGGUACUUGUUAUAUGAAGACAGGGAGGGUUAUUUUACACUUAAGGUGUUGUACUGUAAGCAACAGGACAAUGGUGUUUAUGUUUGUGCUGCAUCCAACACUGCUGGACAAACCCUCAGUGCUGUACAUCUCUCUGUGAAAGAGCCUCCUGUGCGGUUUAAGCAGCCCCUCAUUGAUCUGGAGGUCUGGGAACGGGACUUGGCUGUUCUGGAGUGUGAGGUUCCGGAAGACUCUGUUCCCAUUACAUGGUAUUUGGAAGACAGGCGGCUACAGCCAGGGGCCAAAUAUGGGAUGGAACAGUGGGGAACAAAACGACGACUAACUAUUCGUGAUAUCGGAGUCGAUGACGAUGGAAUUUAUCUCUGUGAGAUGGCUGACGGGGGUAGGAGCAUUGCUGAGGUGGCAGUUAAAGGCACAAUCAUGCGUAAACUUCCACGUAAGGUGGAUGUUUUGGAGGGAGAAAAUGCUGCCUUCUGUGUUGAAGUGGAGGAGGAGGAAAUGGACAUACACUGGUACAAAGAUGGGAUGGAGUUGCGUGAGACUCAUCAGACCAUCCUGAAAUCUUUUGGGAAAACUCAUAUUCUUGUUUUUGUCAACACAACGCCCCUGGAUUCUGGCCUUGUGACCUUCUUAGUGGGAAGAUCCAAGACUUCGUCUCAGCUAAGAGUGAAAGCCGCAAGACACUGCCCACCUAGCUGUCCAGUUGGUGUCCAGAUAAACACAGAGCGUGCCAACGCUGUCUUGCUAUCCUGGGUUCCACCGCAGGAUACACGAAAGAACCCUCCAUCAGGUUACAUCUUGGAAAGGCAGGAGGUGGGUACCGGCUCUCAGGAAUGGCUGCAGUGCUUAACCACCGACUCGGCAACCUCAGUGGAGAUUCUUGGCGACAGCGUUCCCUGUGAGGCAGAUUAUCGCUUUCGCAUUUGCAGCGUCAACAAGUAUGGCAGAAGCAACAAUGUGGAGUUCCCAAGGGUAGUUCACCUGGUCCCUGUGACCAGAAUACAAGCCCCCCUACAGGAUGCCUUGGUACCAGAAGGCCAGGAUGCCUGCUUUUCCAUUGAGCUCACUGCCUCAGUUAUAGGCUCAUGGUUCUUGAAUGGCACUCAGCUUGUGGAGGACGAACGUUACUCCAUGCGACGGUCUCGAACACACCAAUCCCUACGCAUUCGAGGGGUACAAGACACAGACAACGGGGCUGAGAUCACAUUCAUUGCUUAUGGAAUACGAGAUUCAGCAGCACUUUAUAUUCAAGCUCCUCUGGUGAAGUUCACACCACUGUCAGAAAUGGAUCGUAAUAAAUUUGUUGAACUUGGCAACCCCAUAGUACUCUAUUGUGAGUUGUCCGACCCUGCAGUCCCAGUACACUGGUACAAAAAUGGGGUGGAAUUACACACAGUUGAGGGUCUUCACAUCCAGUCAGAAGGUACCAUGAGGAGAAUUGUCAUCCAAUCGGCAGAGUUUUCUCAUUCUGGAGUCUAUUGCUGUGACGCAAUUGAUGAUGUGAUAAGAUUUAACGUCGAAGUUGAGGCGCCACCUGUGAGGUUUUCAGCACUUUCAGAAGCUGAGAGGAACAAGUCCGUUGAAGCAGGCUGCUCUAUUGUACUACAAUGUGAGCUCUCAGAUCCAACUGCCCAGGUGUACUGGUACAAGGAUGGAACAAAGCUCCUACCUCAAAGUGGAAUAGAAAUCCAGUCUGAUGGAAUCAAAAGGACACUAGUUGUCCACUCUGCAGAGAUAUUCCACUCUGGGACGUACAGUUGCAAGACAAAGGGUGAUGCCAUGAAGUUCAAUGUGGACAUAAAAGCUUCCCCUGUGAGGUUCUCAACACUUCCGGAAGCAGUGAGGAACAAGUACAUUGAAGCAGGCUUCCCCAUUGUACUGCAGUGUGAGCUCUCGGACCCCACUGCCUCGGUGUACUGGUACAAGGACGGAACACGGCUCUUUUCAAAUCAAGAAAUAGAUAUCCAAUCUGAAGGCAACAUGAGGACCUUGGUUGUUCAGUCAGCGGAGCUGACUCACUCUGGCAUGUACAGAUGUACUACGAUGGAUGAUGCCAUGGAGUUUCACGUGGAAAUCAAAGAUGUUGAGAAGACCAUGUCGGUUGAAGCAGACAGGCCUUUUGAAGUCCAGUGUGAGGUUACAGACCCCACUGCCCAGGUUUUCUGGUGCAAGGAUGGGGACAAGAUCCUCCCACAGACAGAAAUGGAAAUCCAAUCUGAUGGCACCAUGAGGAGUUGCAUUGUCCAAUCACCAGAGCUCUUUGACUCAAGGCUGUACAACUGUGAGACUUCUGAUGACACUGUGGAUAUUAAAGCUCCACCUGUGAGGAUCUUACCUUCAUCAGAGGUUGUGAAGAGCCAUUCGCUUGAAGCGACCAGUCCAAUUGAACUACCCUGUGAGAUCUCAGACCCCGUUGCCCAGGUGUCACAGCAGACGGACCAAGUAGAGCUCAUCUCUGACACUGGAUCUAAUUUCAAAGUAGAGGACUCCAGGAGGAACCUGGUUGUCGAAGCGGCACACCCCUUCUUCUCUGGGGCGUAUUAUUGUGCAACAGUCGACGAUGUUGCCCCAUUAAUUGUACAGAACCCAGCAUCACCUGUGAGGAUCUCAACACCUUGUGAAGCUGAGAGGAACAAAUCUGUUGAAGUUGGCUAUCCCAUAGUGCUAUGUUGUGAGAUAUCAGACGAACAUGCCCGUGUUUUCUGGUACAAGGAUGGAACACUGCUCCUUGAAGAGAACGGAAUAGAAAUGCAGUCAAACGGUUCCAUAAGGAAAAUGGUUGUGGAAUCUGCAAGGCUGUCUGAUGCAGGGAUGUACAUCUGUAAUACAACAGAUGAUGCCUUGCAGUUUCUUGUGGAUGUCAAAGCUCCUCCUCUGAAGUUUUCAGCAAUUUCUGAAGCUGACAAGAAAAAGUACAUCAAAGCAGGCUGCCCCAUUGUAUUACAGUGUGAGGUCUCUGAUCCAACUGCCCAGGUGUACUGGUACAAGGAUGGAUCAAAGCUCCUUAAGCAAAGUGGAGUAGACAUGCUAUCAGAUGGAAUUGUGAGAACUCUAUUUAUCCAGUCAGCACAGCUUUCUCACUCUGGAGUAUACCGUUGUGAGACAAGGAAUGAUGUCCUCCAAUUCACUGUGGAAAUAGAAGCUCCUUCCGCGAGGUUUUCGGCACUUCCAGAUGCUGAAAGAAACCAGUCCAUUGAAACAGGCCGUCCAGUCCUUCUGCAAUGUGAGCUCUCAGAUCCAACUGCCCAGGUGUACUGGUACAAGGAUGGAACCAAACUCCUAUCUCAAAGUGGAAUAAAAAUCCAGUCAUAUGGGAACACCAGGACUCUAUUCAUCCAAUCAGCUGAACGAUCACAUGACGGAACAUAUGAGUGCACAACGUCAGAUGAUACCAUCGCAUUUACACUGGAGAUCAAAGAUCCAUCACAGAAGAUCCUGGAACUUCCACCAAUGGAGAGGAACAAAUCUGUAGAAGUUGGCUCUCCCAUUGUACUGCAGUGCGAGCUGUCAGACAGUACAGGCCAAGUGUGCUGGUCUAAAGAUGAUAUGAAACUAUUUACAAAAGCUGGCCUCGACAUCCAAAGUGAAGCUAAUGUGAGGAGACUAGUUGUUCACUCUGCAGAGCUGUCUGACUCUGGGCUCUACUGCUGUAGUCUUGCUGAUGAUGCCAUAACUUUCAAAGUGGACAUUCAAGCAUCCAUAGCUCCACCGGUACGGUUCUCAGCUGCCCCAGAGAUUGAGAGGAACAAGUCCAUUGAAGCAGGCUGUCCAAUUGUUCUUCACUGUGAGCUCUCAGACCCCAGUGGCCAGAUCUGCUGGUACAAGGAUGGAAUAAAGCUUCUACCCCAAUAUGGAAUAUACUUCCAAUCAGAGGGCACCAUGAGGACCUUGGUUAUCCAGUCAGCCACAUUUUCAUGCUCUGGGGUGUACAGUUGUAAAACAGCUGAUGAUAUCAGCGAAUUCUAUGUGGAUGUGAAAGCAGCUCCAGUGACGUUUCGUGAAAUCCCUAAGGAAGAACUCUUUAAAAGUGUUGUGGAACGAGAUCGUCUUUUGAUGUCCUGUGAGGUGUCCAGGGAGGACGCCACUGUCCAGUGGUACAAAGAUGGCUUUGAAAUGGCGCCCAGUGACAACGUGUCAGUGCAAGCAGACGGCACUGUUAGGAUGUUGAUAAUCCAUUCAGCCCAGCUGUCAGACUCGGGCACAUACACGUGUCGUGCCGGCGACAGCGCUUUAAUGUUCAAGGUCAGCAUACGAGAGCCACCGGUGAUGAUUGUGUUCCCUAAAGAAGAUGUCCGCCUUGACCGACAUGUGCCAGAGGAGAUCAUUCUCAGCUGUGAACUCUCACGCCUGAAUGGUCUUGUAAACUGGUUCAAGGACGGGCAAAAGCUGCAAGAAAGCGAAAACAUUAAGCUUAAGAUUGAGGGCCCUUACAGAAGACUGAAGAUUCUCUGUAGUGGAGUCGAAGACUCUGGUGAAUAUGUCUGUGACACAGCUGACGAUUCAAAGUUCUUUCAUCUUAGCAUAACUGAGCCUCCAGUGCGGAUUGUAUCUCCAAGCCAACCGCAAAUGGAGCUCUGCCAGCAAACGUCUGAGAGGAUGGUGCUGAGCUGUGAAAUAUCAAGGCCCAAUGCAAAAGUGCGCUGGUAUAGGGACGGACUUGAGGUGGAGGAAAAUGACAACCUCAUAUUAGAGGUGGAUGGGGUUUACAGGAGACUCAUUAUACCGGAGACCACGGUCAAAGAUUCAGCCGAAUAUGUGUGCGAUACAACUGAUGACAACAUGACAUUCUUUGUCAACAUUGCAGAGCCCCCCGUUCGUUUUGUACGCCCUAGAAAGAUGGCAAGUGGUGUGGAACGGUUUGUAGGAGACCGUUUGGUUCUUGACUGUGAGGUAUCCAGAUCAAAUGCUGAAGUAAGCUGGAAAAAGAAUAGGGAAGAAAUAGAAGAGAACAGCAAUGUCACCAUUAUUGAGGAUGGCGUCACGCACCAAUUAAUCAUCCACCACCUGACCCUGGAGGAUGCUGGCCAAUAUGUUUGUGAUGCUAAGGAUGAUGUAAUGGACUUUCAUGUCAAGAUGAAAGAGCCACCUGUACAGAUCCUGGGAAAGAAUGAUGCAAAUACCGAAAAGCAGUUCUUCAUAUCAGAUGACAUUGUUUUAGUAUGUGAGCUUUCGAGAGCUAACGGCACAGUCGUCUGGUACAAAAACAACAAAAUAAUUGAUGACAAUGACCGCUACUGUAGUGAGGAGCAAGGAGUUUUCCGUUCACUUGUUGUUCUGAAUGCCGAGAUUGAGGACUCUGGAGACUACACCUGUGAUGCAGGGGAUGAUAAGAUGGUGUUCUCUAUCACAGUUAAAGAGCCACCUGUGACCAUCAUAGGCAACUCAGGUAGCCCAGAGCAUCAUAGCCUGGUAGCAGGCGAUGAACUCAUCUUGGAGUGUGAGGUAUCUCGUCCUAAUGCCUUGGUCAGGUGGCUCAGGAAUGGGAAGUUACUGAGUUGUGACUCUCGCACAGGGAUUGACAGUGAAGGCACCAUUAGAAAACUGGUUGUGUCAGGACUUCAGCCUUCAGACUCUGGAGAGUACAUAUUGGAUGCCAUUGAUGACAAAAUGGUAGCCCUUGUUGAGGUCCAAGAGCCCCCACUCAAGUUUGAGAACAAACAAGCAAGAACCUUCAUAUCUGGCUAUGAAAAUGAGACUGUGACACUAUGUGCAGUGGUGAACCGGGAAGGCGCCAAGGCACGAUGGCUUAAAGAUGGCAGAUUGUUGAAUGGGGAUAAUAUUCACAUGUCCAGUGAGGGUAAAAUGCACACCCUUAGCAUCAACCCUCUGAAAACAUCAGACAGUGGAGAGUACACCUGUGACAUCCAAACAGAUGACAUGUAUUUCAUUGUCCAGGUCAAAGAAAUGAAAGUGAAAUUCUCCCGACCGCUGGAGAACGUUACAGCCCUGAAAGACAGCACUCUCACACUGCGAUGUGAAGUGAACAAACCGAAAGGAGAUGUUCAGUGGCUUAAAGAUGGCCAGGAGAUUAAGCCCAACCGUCGACAUACCAUAAGGGCGCAGGGCCGGGAGCGAAGCUUCACUAUCCACCAGCUAGCGCUGGAUGAUGCUGGGGAAUACGUCUGUGAAUCCACAGACGAUAGGACUUUUGCCAAAGUUGAUGUUGAAUUACCUCCACCAAUUGUCGAGUUUAUCGCAGAGCUACACAAUAUCACUGUACUGGAGGGGGAAGAUGCUACAUUUAAAUGUAUGGUUUCACCAGAAGACACUAAGCUAGUGUGGUGUUUGAACAGCCAGCCCAUAGCUCCAAAUGAGAGAUUCGUCAUUUCAAGUAAUGGAUUGUGCCACAUGCUGUGCAUUUACAACUGCCAGGUCUUAGACAGUGCCAAGGUGACUGCCGAGGCAGAAGGGUUGGUGUCUGAGGCAAACCUCCAGGUCCAAGAACAACAGGUGUUGUUCACCAGAACCAUGGCACCUGUUGUGGCUGAGGAAUUCGGGGAGGCUACCCUGGAAGUGGAGGUGUGCCUGGAGUCCGGAGAGGUGCAAUGGAUGAGGCAGGGUGUCGUCAUCCACCCGGGGCCAAAGUUCACCUUGAAGCAAAAUGGACAACGACGAAGCCUCACCAUCCACAAGCUCGCCCUCACUGACCGGGGCAUUUACAGCUGCGAAACGCUCCACGACCGCACGCAAGCCCAGCUUACUGUGGAACCGAGAAAAAUCUCAAUAUCAAAAGGACUCAGUGAUAUCCAAACUAUUGAGCGUGAAACAGCAUCCUUCGAGGUGGAGUUGUCUCACAGUAACGUAGCAGCCACUUGGCUAAAGGAUGGGAACCUGCUAAAAUCCAACAACCACUGGCGUAUGAGUGCAAAGGGGCGUGUCCACAGCCUCACCAUCUCCAACCUUACCUUGGACGACACAGGCACUUUUGUGUUCUCUGUAGAAAAUCUGAAAACAUCUGCUAGGCUCAUUGUUAAAGAGCCACCAGUGACAAUCAUAAAAAAACUGGAGGAUUUGAGCUUUCCAGAAGGGGCUAUGGCAUCAAUGGAUUGUGAGCUUUCAAGGCCAAAUGCAGAGGUUAAAUGGAUGAAGAAUGGGAUGAAGGUGGAGCCUCGCAAAGAUUUACGUAUUUAUGCUAUGGGAAGAAAACGCUUUUUCCAAAUACUGAGGUGUGAAGUCAGUGAUUCUGGCCGAUACACGUGUGAUGCUGGAGACUCUGGUACAUCCUGCAAUAUAGAGGUCUACGAACGUGAGCUUAUGGUACUGCAAGACCUGGAGGACCUGGAUGUUCAGGAAGACCAGAAUGCUGUGUUUGUGGUUGAGAUCUCCCUGCCGGAUGUGCCUGGAGAGUGGUUCAAAAAUGGAGUGAGAAUAACACCAACCAGCACCAUCAAGAUCCGUCAGGAAGGGACCAAGCAUUUUCUUCUGAUUUGCAAUGUGAGAGUAGAAGACUCUGGAGAGAUCAAGUUUGUCGCCAAACAUGUGGAACGCAUAGCCUUCCUGGAGGUGAAGGAGCUUCCCUUGAAUAUAACAAAACCUCUCCAGGACAAAGUGGCACUUGAAAGGACUCGUGCAAUCAUGGACUGCUCAGUGUCCAACCCGCGGUGCAGUAUCCGCUGGUACAAGGGCACCAAUGUCAUCCUACCCUCUGAGCAUUUUGAGAUUUGCAGUGAGGGCUGCUAUCGCAAACUGGUUAUUCAACAGGUGGCACUGGAAGACGAAGGAACCUAUAGUGUGCAGGUUGGAGAGCACACAUGCUCUGCAAAACUGACGGUAGAAGCCCAGUCUCUCAAAAUGGUGAGGGAACUGAAGAAUGUGAAGGUGGUAGCCCCAGAUGCGGCCUGUUUCGAAUGUGAGGUAUCAAUCCCCGUCCUCAAAGCCCCUGUGUGGAGCCUGAAGGGGGAGGUCCUGCAGCAGAGUCCCAAAGUCAGCCUGGAGAAGAUUGGUACAGUGCAUCGACUCACCUUCCGACAGACCUCCAUUGACAUGAGUGGCCUAGUUGAGUUCACGUUGGGAAAAGCCAGGAGCAGCGCCGAGCUUGAAGUCGAGACUUUAACAGGUAAUGCUUGACAGAGUUGGUAUCAGCUUCAAGCAGUAGUAACGUCAGAAUGAGAUGGAUCAAUAUGGAUCAAUACAACAAACUUGAUCAUUGUGUUCAUAUUUGGAAUGUGAUAUUGGAAUGGUAAGGGUUACAAUUCGAAAAUAUUUACGUGUCUUUACAGGAACUGUGGAUAUCUUCUCUCAAAGUUUUUUAAAAGUUACUGAAAUA